AUGAAGUGUAUCGUGGCUCUCCUGGCUCUGGCCGUCAUGGCCCAGGCUUUCAAGGUACCCCUGAUGAAGAGAAAGGAUGAAGGCAGGAAGUACCCCUAUGUGGACCCCGGCCUCAAGUUCCAGUCUGCUGAGGUGCAGGCUUCCUACGGAGCCACUAUGAUGUCCCUUCUCUUCCAGGGCUACUACUACGGCGCCAUCUCCAUCGGCACCCCUCCCCAGUCCGUACAGGUGCUCUUUGAUACCGGCUCCUCCAACCUGUGGGUGGACUCUGUGUACUGCAACUCACAGGCCUGCAACGUCCACCAGAAGUUCAACCCUCAGUCUUCCUCCACCUGGCAGCCGUCUGGCAAGACUUUCACCCUUCAGUACGGAGCUGGAGGCAUGACUGCCUAUCUGGGCUACGACACCAUCAGCUUGGGAGGCCUCACAGUCACUAACCAGAUGGUUGGCUUGAGCGAGACCCUGAACACCGCUCCUACCCCCUUCGCUGGCAUCGUGGGUCUGGCCUAUCCCCAGAUCGCCGCCUCCCAGCAGCCCACCCUCAUGGACACCAUGAUGCAGCAGGGCGUUCUGCAGCAGGACUUUGUGGCCUUCUACCUGUCCCGUGGUCAGUACGGCAGCGAGAUGUCCUUUGGCGAGCUGGACAGCAGCAAGAUGGCCAGUCAGAUCACCUGGACCAACGUCAUCUCCGAGUCAUGGUGGGAGAUCAUGAUGCAGGGAUUCCAGAUUAAUGGCCAGGAGACCGGCUGGUGCCAGCAGGGCUGUGCUGCCAUCGUGGACACUGGUACUCCCGGUCUGGCAGUGCCCUCUACGUAUUUCUCCUCCCUGAUGCAGAGCACUGGGGCCCAGCAGUACAACGGCGUGUACUACAUCAGCUGUGACCAAGCCAGCAACCUGCCCACUCUGACCGUGGUCAUUAGUGGAGUGGCCUUCCCCGUCCCCCCCUCUGCUUACCUUGAGCAGGGUCAGAAUGGAUACUGCAUGUUUGGCAUCCAGCCCACUUCCCAGCAAGACUUCAGUGGAAGGCCCAUGUGGAUUCUGGGAGAUGUAUUCCUCAGGGAAUACUACUCCGUGUACGACCGUACUUACAACCGCGUGGGAUUCGCCACCGCUGCUUAGACAUGACCACCUUUCAACACCUUUUAAUUAAA
Alosa alosa (allis shad) is the source of this 1151-nucleotide messenger RNA. RefSeq names its product pepsin B-like. Gene Ontology annotation, molecular function: aspartic-type endopeptidase activity. Bases 1 to 1119 code for a protein of 372 amino acids. Gene Ontology annotation, biological process: proteolysis. NCBI's taxonomy places the organism in Eukaryota, Metazoa, Chordata, Actinopteri, Clupeiformes, Clupeidae. The record is from RefSeq and is a predicted model, not a curated record. The transcript is spliced from 9 exons.